Messenger RNA from Candoia aspera, 4227 nucleotides. RefSeq names its product calnexin (gene CANX). Gene Ontology annotation, molecular function: calcium ion binding. NCBI's taxonomy places the organism in Eukaryota, Metazoa, Chordata, Lepidosauria, Squamata, Candoiidae. Gene Ontology annotation, cellular component: endoplasmic reticulum membrane; endoplasmic reticulum. Bases 277 to 2130 code for a protein of 617 amino acids. Gene Ontology annotation, biological process: protein folding. The transcript is spliced from 15 exons. The record is from RefSeq and is a predicted model, not a curated record.
CCUGCCGUGCGCCGGAGGGGAGCACGGUGAGCGUCGGGCUGCUGCCGUUUCCCUGUCCUGCGCGGGGUCCCUGGGACUUGGAGCGGCCAAGGCGGGCAUCUUGGCUGAGUGAGGGCGGCGGGUGAAAAAGCGCGAGGAAACGGCGAGUCGAGAACCCCUGGAGGGAUUCCGAAGCUUAGGGUCUGAGCCGGUGGGGAAGGAGACGGGGGGUGACAGCCUAAGGCGUCAGACAGUUGCUGUGUUUGACCCGCGAGGCCUAAGCCGAGGAAUCAGACCAUGAAGCGAAAGUGCUUGCUAUUUGCAGUAUUGUUAAUAGUUGGAACUUCCAAUCUCCUGGCACAUGACAGUGAUGAUCAUGAUGAUGAUGAUGAUGUAAUAGAUAUAGAAGAUGACCUGGAUAAUGGUGUUGAAGAAGCUGAUGAAUUAAAGCAUGAAACUAGUGCUCCUCCAUUACCUAAGGUUACCUAUACAGCUCCCGUACCAACAGGAGAAGUUUAUUUUGCUGAAAACUUUGAUAAAGGAACUUUAGAAGGGUGGGUUCUUUCUAAAGCUAAGAAGGAUGAUACAGAUGAUGAGAUUGCCAAAUAUGAUGGCAAAUGGGAAGUGCAGGAAAUGAAGGAUACUAAACUUCCUGGGGAUAAAGGUCUUGUGUUGAUUUCGCGGGCCAAACAUCAUGCAAUUUCUGCCAAACUUAAUAAGCCUUUUAUCUUUGACACCAGGCCUCUCAUUGUACAGUAUGAAGUCAACUUCCAAAAUGGAAUUGAAUGUGGUGGUGCAUAUGUCAAACUGCUUACCAAAUCUCACGAAUUAAACUUGGACCAGUUCCAUGAUAAGACUCCAUACACUAUUAUGUUUGGCCCAGACAAGUGUGGUGAAGAUUACAAGUUGCACUUCAUAUUCCGCCACAAGAACCCAAAGACUGGCAAAUAUGAGGAGAAACAUGCCAAGCGUCCUGAGGCAGAUUUAAAGAAUUUUUUUACUGAUAAGAAGACACAUCUCUAUACUCUGGUAUUGAACCCAGACAACAGCUUUGAAAUUCUGGUUGAUCAAACUGUUGUAAACACUGGGAAUCUACUGUCUGAUAUGACCCCCCCUGUGAAUCCUCCACGUGAGAUAGAGGACCCAAAUGAUCAGAAGCCAGAAGAUUGGGAUGAGAGAGCUAAGAUUCCAGAUCCAGAUGCUGUUAAACCAGAUGAUUGGGAUGAGGAUGCUCCUGCUAAAAUUCCAGAUGAAGAUGCUGUGAAACCAGAAGGUUGGUUGGAUGACGAGCCAGAAUAUGUAGCUGAUCCUGAUGCAGAAAAACCAGAGGAUUGGGAUGAAGAUAUGGAUGGAGAGUGGGAGGCACCCCAGAUUGCAAACCCCAAAUGUGAAUCAGCUCCUGGCUGUGGUACCUGGCAACGACCCACAAUUGGCAAUCCAAACUAUCAAGGCAAAUGGAAGCCUACUUUGAUUGACAACCCCAACUAUCAGGGCAUCUGGAAGCCAAGGAAGAUUCCAAACCCAGACUUCUUUGAAGACGUACAGCCAUUCAAAAUGACCCCCUUUAAUGCUGUGGGGCUUGAAUUAUGGUCUAUGACUUCUGAUAUAUUCUUUGAUAAUUUCAUAAUCUGUACUGACCGAGCAGUGGCAGACGACUGGGGUAAUGAUGGAUGGGGUCUGAAGAAGGCAGCUGAUGGUGCUGCUGAGCCUGGUGUUGUGGGUCAAAUGAUGGCUGCUGCUGAAGAACGUCCCUGGCUUUGGAUAGUAUAUAUCCUGACAGUGGCUCUGCCUGUUUUUCUUGUUGUUCUUUUCUGCUGUUCUGGAAAGACAAAACAACCAAGUGCUGCAGAGUACAAAAAGACAGAUGCUCCUCAACCAGAUGUAAAUGAAGAAGAGAAGGUGGAGGAGAAAGACAAAGGGGAAGAGGAAGAGGAAGAGGAAGAAUCAAAUGAAACAAAGCCUGAAGAGAAGCCCAGGAAUGAUGGAGAUACAGAAAAUAUGAGCCAAGAGGAAGAGGUGGAGGAGGAAGAGGAGGAGGAGGAGGAGGAGGUGGAGGUGGAAAUGGAAGAGGAAGAAGAUAGCAAAGUCAUUACAGAGGAGGAAGAAACUGUGAAUAGGUCUCCCAGGAAUAGAAAACCAAGAAGAGAUUGAAAUAUCCUAAAAACUUAAUCUGAUGAAUUUUUCUGAUAUGGUUUUGGGAGAGGACCGUGGAUACCUUUUUGCUGAAACUCAAAAACCCUCAAAAUUCACCAUCCAUAGGUUCCUGUCAAAUACUCUCCAGUGAAAAGUGUUUAGCAGUCAAAUAUUUGCAAUUGUGUUUCUAAAUAGAAUAUUCCUGUAGAAAAAGAAUGCAUUUAACACAACCCAGCUAUGAAUUUCUGGAAUGUUACAAAAACUAACAUUUUUAUUUCGUUUUUAAAUAGAUGAUAGAAUUACCAGUCUCAAAACUUUGGCUUAAAUUAAUGUAUUAAUAUAUCAAUGGAAGUGAAGAGCAAACCUUAGGGAAAAUGCCAGAUACAAAGUUCUCAGAAGUCUUUUCUUUCUUACAAAGAUGGAAAUUCUUAUACAACUCUUAUUUCUCAUAGUUUGAUCAUGUUAAAUGUAGGAUGAAGUUAAGAUCCAUUUGAAGAAAUCAAGUGCUCAAACUUUCUUAUUGAUGAAAAGCAUGUGGCCAUGAAAUACUCAUAUUGGUCAUGGGUACAGCUCAGUUAAAACAGUGUUCACAAUUAGUCUGAAUUUAGGAGCAGAUUCUAGUUAGGGUACUAUGAGACAGGAUUGUCUUGUUCCUUUAGGUUUUGAACUUUUUCUCAAUUUGAAAUUUGCUUUCAGUUUUGGCAUUUCCACCUCCCCCCCCCAGUUUCUUUAAACUCUUUCUUCCUGUUCCAGCUGUUGCUUCUCCUGUACAGUUUAUUCAGAUGCAGCUUAGCUGCUAGAGAAUACACACGCUUAGCUCACUGUUAAAAUUGUGUUUCUUAUUCUCAGAAGGCAGAAUUACUUAUUUCUGGGUCCAAACAUUGUGAACAGAACAGUGUUGCUAACUUUCUUACUGUUGCCAUCUUAUGUACAUUUAUGCACAGGAGAAAAGGCAUAGGCAAGCAGGUCUUUCAAGUUUUAUUUGUGCUGAAAGCAGAUGUCAGUAUUUGUGGCUGAGGAAUAAGCAUGUGAAAACUUGGCAUAUGUAACAUUUUGAAUCUCAGUGCUCUUCAUGUAUCAAAAAAUGUUGUGAAUCUAGGGGGUUCCAAAUGAAUAAAUUUUUUUAAAAAAUACAUUGCAUUUGAGUAUCCAGCUAUUCAGAAAUCUUAUGCAGAAUACAGAGUGUUUACUUAAGAAAAGCAAAAUCCACUACAUUGUAUUGAAGUGCAUGAUGGAGGAAGGGGAAGAAUAAAUGUUUUGCUACCUGUUGUCCUUUGUUUAAGUAUAAUGCACUAAAUUAAAACACUCCAGUUUCUACUUGGUGGGUAAGAAUUUUUCAGAGUCACUAAGCUUUUAUAGUUCUGUUCAGAUAUUCAAAUAUAAACUUAGGUGCAUAGCUUUUUCAAAACAAGGCUAACAUUUCUUUUGUCAGUUAUUUUGCUUUGAGAACCCUCAGUUCUGUGAUUUUUCCAAAACAGAACUAUCCUCAUUCGAAACUACAGUGCUUGCAGCCUUUGCAGCAUUCCAGCAUCAAGUGAGCAAACAUCUACUUCUGCCAGUUUUCUUUGUUUUCCCCUUGUGCCCUACAGAGGGCUCCAUAAACCCAGCGUCCAUUCCACUGGUAGAUCCAAUUUGAUACAGUCAGUGGCUUGCUUGCUUGCUUUCAGUUGUCUAGGCAAGAUGUUUAAAUGAAAGUAUCGCCCACAGCUGCUGCUCCUAUUUUCUUCUACAUAGUUGACUUGCAGUGGCUAUUUAAUACUAGUACUGAUUUUAGUGUACUUGAGUUAGUGUCUUUUGAACAACAUAUUCACAUUUUGUGAAACGUGUACUCCUUUCUCCAGGAUACUGGGAAGAAUGAAUCUGGCACCCAUAAAACCUCUUCAGAAUACCCCCAUUUGCAUGUUUUGGCCCUUGUUCAUGUUAGUGAAAAUUGAGAAGGCGCUACAGUACAUUUUUACAGUCAUUGCUUGAAUGUAAUGCCCAGUGUCUACCUGUGAAGCCUUAUUAAGAUUACUUAAUACUGGGAGAAGAUUGUCACCUGCUAUUUAAGAAUAAUAAAGUAAGAAUUUAACAUAAGUCAUUUGUAAUUCCCAAAUAAUUUGGGGUGCUGAAUUG